Messenger RNA from Guillardia theta CCMP2712, 2079 nucleotides. RefSeq lists its product as hypothetical. The record is from RefSeq and is a predicted model, not a curated record. The transcript has 4 exons. Gene Ontology annotation, molecular function: small GTPase binding; GTPase activator activity. Gene Ontology annotation, cellular component: perinuclear region of cytoplasm; cytosol; nucleus. Bases 1 to 2079 code for a protein of 692 amino acids. NCBI's taxonomy places the organism in Eukaryota, Cryptophyceae, Pyrenomonadales, Geminigeraceae. Gene Ontology annotation, biological process: nucleocytoplasmic transport; activation of GTPase activity.
AUGAGCAACCCAGCGCACUUGAGUCAUCUUGACCUCAGAGGAUGCCAGCUGACGGCCGAGGAUGCCAGGCAGUUGAUGGACAGGAUGAACGAGUUCUCGUCCCUGUCCUCCCUCGAUCUCAGCAUGAACCCCCUCGGCCCCAAGGGCAUGAAGGUCGUGCUCAUGGCGCUGGCGGUGGGAGACAUCCAGGGAGGGAGGAAGGCGGAGGGGAGGACGUCGAGGGCUCUGAGCACGCUCCUGCUCAACUCUAUCGGGCUGAGCGACCACAACUCGGGUGUUCUCGCACUCGUCGGGCUCAGACACAACUUGUCAUGCAUAACACUCGGCAAGAACAACCUCGCUGAUCGCGCAGCUCUUGUCCUGCAUAAGUCGCUGCCAGGCAACGCGAGUCAGCUCACUAGCCUCGACCUGUCGGACAACUACCUGAGCGACGUCGGGGGCUACAGGCUGCUGGAAGCAGCUGAGAGGUGCACGAACAUGAAGAUGCUGAUCCUGAAUGGGAACCCAGUGUCGUCCGAGCUGCUUCAGAGGGCAAGGAGCAUCAACGAUGCUGCUGCGCGAUGGAACGCGGACGCUGCGGCGCCUCAGAGGAAGAUCCGUUCCUCUCAUCCAGGCUUCCUCGCGUACCAGAGGAUGACGUCUGCGCUGAAGCUGUUGCAGCAUCAGGCGUCUCGGGUGUCCUCUCUCCGGGAAGCUCUCAAGACCGUGAGAGACGAGGUGGAGGAAGGGACGUGGCAGGAGAGCUCGGAGCAUGCGAGCUCUGCCUGUUUGAAGCUCGUGAGCCUGGCGGACGAGGAGCUGAAGCAGACGGUUCAGCUCUUGUCUUCCUUCCAAGAAUCAGUUGGGCUGGCGCGGGACGAGGUUGGCCAGUCGAUUCUACGAUGCGAGGAGGAGGAAGGGGAGGCAGGGGAUAGAAGAAGCGAGAGCGAGUACUUCUUCGAGCAGAAGCUGAAAGAGAUGAGUAUUGAAAACAUCCGAAGAACUUCUGAGCUGGAGAGGAGAGAAGCGCAGGUGGCUCGUGCUGAGAAGAACCUGGCGAAGAGAAUCCACGAGCAUGCUGAAGCUCGAGCCAAGUUGGAGCGCGAGAGGGAGUUGACAGACCUGAUAGCGGAUGAGACCGAGCAGACGUGCCGAGAGGGCGAGCUCGUUUCUUCGUUGGCGCGCAAGGUGUACAUUAAAGCCACCCAUGACGAGGAGAAGAGAUCGUUGCUAGAAGAUCUCUACAGGCAGAAAGAAGCAAGGCUGUCGGAUCUCCACCAACAGAUACAACUAUCCUUGUCGUCGCUCAGGCAAGAGCACCAGCAGCUCUCCGAGGACAAGGCAACUCAGAGACACGCCAUGGCGUCACUGAGAGAGGCAGAGAAGAGCGUCAGGAGCUUCAUAUCAGACAUUCAAGCUUCUUUCAUCGAGUGUGACUGCGAGUGCGGCGAGCUCAAUCCCCAACGGAUGAGUCUUGCUGACAUGCCGGAGUUCCUGCAGAAUCUGAGGGUGGCGAGAGACAAGAUUCUGACUUUGAUCAAGACACAAUAUGAGACCAAGUUGAGAUGUUCAACGCAAGAGAAGAUCAUCCAGCUCUGCACGCAUGGGCCAGCAAGUACAUGGGAUCAGUCUGCAGCCUUGGAAGAUUCUUCCGCAGGGAAUACAAGCUCCUGUAGUCACCAAGGCACUUUCGCUACCUCACAGCCUUUCGCAUCCGAUGCUUGCAAUGAAACUAGGGGCACUGCAUCUCAAGUCAGCCCCCAAGGACACGUCAAGAGGAAUGGCGCAAGCGACGUGAAAGUCUCCUUGGACACCUCGUCUCCAGCACUCCACUCAUCCGACGCCAGCCUGUUCCCCUGCCAGCUUCUCCAUCCACAUCGCGAGGGAGUGGGAGGAGAGGCCAGCAACAAGGUGGACAGUCACGAGGCAGAGGCGGGGGGAGGCGAGAGGGGAAGAUGGAUGCAAGAGAUGUGUGGGAGGCAGCAGGCGGAUGAGGUGCUCGAGCUGAUCGACAUGUUUGAAACUCUCGGCGACGUGUUCGAGCUCAAGUCCUACGACCUCCGGCUCAAGGAGAUCGAGAUGGAGAUUGCAAGAGCUUGA